Tetrapisispora phaffii CBS 4417 is the source of this 1746-nucleotide messenger RNA. It is a transcript of the gene GAS2, whose product is annotated as 1,3-beta-glucanosyltransferase. The transcript has a single exon. The coding region runs from base 1 to 1746 and encodes 581 amino acids. Gene Ontology annotation, cellular component: fungal-type cell wall; cytoplasm. Lineage: Eukaryota; Fungi; Ascomycota; Saccharomycetes; Saccharomycetales; Saccharomycetaceae. The record is from RefSeq and is a predicted model, not a curated record. Gene Ontology annotation, biological process: fungal-type cell wall (1->3)-beta-D-glucan biosynthetic process. Gene Ontology annotation, molecular function: 1,3-beta-glucanosyltransferase activity.
AUGAGACUAAUCUUCUUUUAUCUGAUACAAUAUUUAUAUAUAUCAAUAUGCACAGCUGCCUCAAUCAAAGCAAAUCUUCCAGUCAUUGAAGUUAUUGGAAAUAAAUUCUUUAACUCAGAGACACAUGAACAAUUCUUCCUCAAAGGUAUCGCCUAUCAACCAAGCAGAAGUUUAGAUAUGCUAAUGGAUGCUGAUGAAACUUUUGAAACAAAAUACAUAGAUCCAUUAGCUGAUCCUGACAUUUGUUUAAGAGAUAUCCCUUAUUUGAAGAAAUUGAAUAUUAAUACAAUUAGAGUAUAUUCAAUCGAUCCUACUAAAUCUCAUGAAACUUGCAUGCAAGCAUUGGCAAACGAGGGUAUAUAUGUGUUAUUAGAUUUAGCUGAACCAGAUGUUUCGAUUGCCAGGGAUAAUCCUACUUGGGAUGUUACAAUUUGGAAAAGGUAUAGAGAUGUAAUUGAUGCAAUGAGCCAGUACACAAACAUUUUAGGCUACUUUGCAGGGAACGAAGUUACAAAUGACACGAGCAACACUGAUGCUUCACCAUUUGUGAAAGCUGCUAUCAGAGAUACUAAAAUGUACAUAAAGAAGAACUCCUAUAGAGAAAUACCAGUCGGAUAUUCUACAAAUGACGAUGUAGACACUAGAGACAACUUAGCUAAAUAUUUUGUAUGUAAGAAUGAAGACAAAAGUGCUGAUUCUUCAAUGAUGGUUGCUGACUUUUAUGGAAUAAAUAUGUAUGAAUGGUGCGGAUAUUCAUCUUAUGGAACAAGUGGUUAUAAGGAUAGAACAGAAGAGUUUAGGGAUUAUCCAGUUCCUAUAUUCUUCUCCGAGUUUGGCUGCAACCUAGUAAGACCUCGACCAUUCACUGAAGUUAGUGCUCUAUUUGGCUCUAAAAUGUCCAAUGUAUGGUCUGGUGGGUUGGCAUACAUGUAUUUUGAGGAAGAAAACCAAUAUGGUGUUGUUGAAGUUUCUAAAAAGAAUAGCAAAAUAGUUAAAGAGUUACCGGAUUUUAACUAUCUUGAAACUCAGUACAAAAAUGCCAAUCCAAGUGGUGUCACUAAGGAAGAAUAUUUGAAUUCUGCUAGUUACAAAAACUUGAUUAACAAUAUCGAAUGCCCAAAAAACUCAUUGAAUAAUGAAUUUUUUGAGGAAGAACUUGAACUUGCAUGGGAAGCAACUACGAACAAUUUACCUUCGACUCCAAAUACUGAGGAAUGUGCAUGUUUAAGUUCAUAUUUGCCUUGUAAAGCUUUAAUUGGAGAAAGUUUAGUUAACACCUUUAAUGUUGAAAAUCAUUUCAAGUAUUUAUGUGGUCAAGUAAAUUGUCAAGAGAUCAUUGCAGAUGGAAAGGCAGGUGUUUAUGGGAUAUAUUCAUCAUGUUCAACUGAGCAAAAAUUAUCUUUCCUUCUAAGUAAAUUAUAUUACAAUAAUUUACAUGAAGGUACGAUGAGAAAAAGCGAUAAAAUAUGUCCAGUACAAGAUAAAGGGUUCUUUUAUAAUAAAAAAUACGAUACAUUCAACAAUGGCAAUAUUGACAAUGUUUGUUCUCGUGAAAAUAUUAUGAGUAUCGAAAAGGCCUUAAAAUCUGAUUACACUAGAGCUAAUAACAACAAAGUAUCCGAUCCACUGAAAGGUGGGAAUAAAAAGGAUACACAGCGUGGUACCGAAAUGAAUGAGGGCUCUAAAUAUAGCACUAAAGUUGGAAUGUUGGCAAUAUUCUUCUUUCUUGCUACAAGUUUAUUAUGA